UAUUUAUUUUAAUAUUUUUGAUGCGGAUCCAGCCCCGACAAUUCAAUGGAAGUAUGUUACCAGCUGCCGGUUUUGCCUCUAGAUAGGCCGGUUCCCAAGCAUGUCCUCAGCCGGAGGGGAGCCAUUAGUUUCAGCUCCAGCUCUUCCCUUUUCGGGGCUCCUGAUCCAAGACAGCUUUCACAGAGACGAGGGGCCAUCUCCUACGACAGCUCUGACCAGACAGCGCUGUACAUUCGUAUGCUAGGAGAUGUGAGAGUGAGAAGUCAGGUUGGAUUUGAACCGGAACGAAGAAGCUCCCACCCAUACUUUUGCAUCGACUUCCGAACUCUUCACACACGGCUGGGCUGUGGGUCCACAUCGGAUAGCUCUACUCCUGAAAGGAGGGUCCACAGACUACUCAGCUUCCAGAGGUACCUGCACUCAUCCCGCCUGCUACGAGGAGUCCCCCAGCAGAUCCCCCUCCACAUCCUUGAUGAAGACUACACUGGACAGGCCAGAUGCAUGCUGGAAAAAGUCGGGAACUGGAAUUUUGACAUUUUCCUCUUUGAUAGGUUGACAAAUGGAAACGGCCUGAUCACCCUGACCUUCCACCUGCUGAACCAGUAUGGGCUGAUGGAGCUCUUUCAGCUGGACAUGGUCAAACUCUGGAGGUUCCUGGUCAUGGUCCAGGAGGACUACCAUAGCGACAACCCCUACCACAACGCUGUCCACGCUGCAGAUGUCACACAAGCCAUGUAUUGCUACCUGCAGGAACCCAUGCUUGCAAAGUCUCUGACAUCCUGUGACAUUCUGCUGGGACUGGUAGCAGCCGCCACUCAUGACCUGGACCAUCCUGGGGUCAACCAGCCCUUCCUCAUCAAGACUGACCACUAUUUAGCUACACUCUAUAGGAGUACCUCAGUUCUGGAAAAUCACCACUGGAAGUCAGCAGUGGGCCUGCUCAGAGAGACUGGGUUGUUCUCCCAUCUGCCUGCUGAGGACAGCCUGAACAUGGAGAGGGAGUUGGGUUCCUUAAUCCUGGCCACAGACAUCAGCAGACAGAAUGAGUACUUGUCCAGGUUUCGCAUGCACCUGGACGAGGAGAACCUGUGCUUGAGCAAUGCCAGCCACCGACACUUCCUCCUGCAGAUGGCUCUGAAGUGUGCGGACAUCUGUAACCCAUGCAGACCCUGGGAGCUGAGCAAACAGUGGAGUGAGAAAGUGACCGAGGAGUUCUUCCAACAAGGAGAUAUUGAAAAGAAGCACAAACUUGAAGUCAGCCCACUUUGUGACAGAGAGACGAACACAGUUGGCAACAUACAAAUAGGCUUCAUGACGUAUGUGGCGGAGCCGCUGUUUGCAGAGUGGGCUCGUUUCUCCGACACACGUCUGUCUCAGACCAUGCUGGGCCACAUGGGGCUGAACAAGGCCAGCUGGGGUGGCCUACAGCAGGAACAAACCUCUGUCUCCGAGGAGGCGGAACCCAGCAAAGCUGGCGCCGAUACAGAAGAAAUUGCCGCCCGAAGAGAAGGCAACACAGCUACAGGAGGAACCAGUUCCAAAGAAAUACCUCAGGGAAAAGUAGAAUCCUGACACUCCCCGUGUGCCCUUUCACCUCAACCUCCUGACCCCUGACCCCUGACCCCGGCCUCAAGGCCUCAACACACACUGGGGGCCGGGUGGGGCAUCUAAUGGUCCGCAGCCCUGCUGCUGCCCCACCUGAUCCUAACACCUUGUUUAUGUUUUGUUGCUUUUGCCUCCCAUCUUGAUAAACCACUGAUUUUAUUUAAUUUAUUUAAUUUUUAAUUCGUCUUUUUUUGGCAUAGAGCAAUACAUAGAUACCUCAUUUGGCUACUGCUGUACUCUGUUAUUUGCUUUGUUUUAUUUAUUUGUCCACUGUAGUUUUGGCAUUACAGACUAAACACAACACUUUUUUUGUUGGUGAAACUAAAGAAGACAUUUUUCUGGUAUUUUGAAGUGCCAUUUGAAUAUUUGAAGAAUGUUCUGAACUGAAUUGACUGAGACAACUGGAGUAUGGGACCUUCCUAAGACUUUAGAGUAAUACCAUGUUGCAUUUGUGUUCUUCAUCAUGUAAAAAAAAAAAAAAAAAAAAUGUGACAACCCCAGUCCUUUUGCUGCCUCUAAGAAGACUGUUUACGAAUCUCCUUGUUUGUUUCUUUCCCUUGAACUGAAGUGUAUCAUGUCGGUUCCAAGGUUUGCCUUCGAAGCACAGAUGUGAGGAACCACUCGUUUAAAUUGUCAUCCCACUGUUGAAGCCAUGAGCUGAAUCUUAUUCAAACACACCAGAUGCCCUAAGUAACUCCACCUGUGCUAAAAUGUGUUCUUGCACUCCCACAUAAUGAUGGUGUUUGAUGUGCAGCUUCAUCUCCAUGACAUCUCCAAGACAUCCUGCGAAGAUAUUCUAGAAAUUAGCCCCUUUGUGAGGGCCCUUUUGUGUAUCUGAAUCUUCCAGUGCUGAUUGAACUUAGGGUAUUUUCCCUCCCAGAUUGGAGGUCAGUUAUUCACCUGGAACUCCACUCAACGCAACUCAACUCGCUCAGGGUUUUGCCAGACUCUUAAUUUGG
Messenger RNA from Xiphias gladius (swordfish), 2564 nucleotides. It is a transcript of the gene pde7a, whose product is annotated as phosphodiesterase 7A. The transcript has 12 exons. Lineage: Eukaryota; Metazoa; Chordata; Actinopteri; Istiophoriformes; Xiphiidae. The coding region runs from base 46 to 1572 and encodes 508 amino acids. The record is from RefSeq and is a predicted model, not a curated record. Gene Ontology annotation, molecular function: 3',5'-cyclic-AMP phosphodiesterase activity.